This is a messenger RNA of Bradysia coprophila, 2890 nucleotides long. RefSeq lists its product as uncharacterized. Gene Ontology annotation, molecular function: guanyl-nucleotide exchange factor activity. The record is from RefSeq and is a predicted model, not a curated record. NCBI's taxonomy places the organism in Eukaryota, Metazoa, Arthropoda, Insecta, Diptera, Sciaridae. Gene Ontology annotation, cellular component: cytoplasm.
GGUUCUAUUUGAAGUUAUUUUAUUUACUGAAAUUUCCAUUGUAGAGACAAAUUAAAAAAUUGAAAAUUUAAGUACUCUUCUUCUCGUUUAAUUGUAAAAAUAAUUCGGUUGGUGUCGUGAAAAAAAAAACAACGGAAAACUACUGAAAGUUUUCGUAAAAAUUGAUCAGCGUUUCAAUGGCCUCAUCACGACCUACAAAAACGUUGUCGCUAGUUCAGCAAAGAGCUCGACAGUUUGAAGCUCUGGCAACAUUAGAUGCUAAACCUAAAGAGUGUAAUUGGUGGUUAUCUGAUUUUAGAAAUUCAAAAAGCGAUCCGUGUGAAUGUGACCCUUGCGAAAAUUCGAAAGCAAUUAGCGAUACUGAUGAUGUGGUCGCCGAUUCUGAGAAACUAGUGAGUGAUGAAGAACAUGUUGAUGAUAAUCUGGUUGCUGAUGUUGAGGAACAGGUGGAAGAUGAGGGAGAAAAUGACGAAGUGUUGCCUGAUGAUGAGGAAACGGCAACUGAAAUCGAACAGAAUGAUACAAACGAAGGAAAUGACGAUAUAGACGAAAUGCCUGUUAAAGGAAAAGUCAUAGAAGCAGUUAAUGAUAACGUCCACUUUCAACGUAUGUCCAUCAAACAUCACAAAACAACAUUAGUUCAUCCAAUUGAGGAUGUGGGAGCACCAUUCACGGACGAGGAAUACGAUUCAUUCACAGAUGACGACUUGGAGUACUCGGAUCUUGAGGAGGAAGAUGCAGAAGAAGCGGUAGUGGAAGAUGUAAUCAAAGCUUCAGACGAAAAUCUACCGGAAAAUGUAACAGAGAGCAAAUUGGCGAAUAUAGUUCAGGAACUGAUUGAAAACGAGAAAACGUACAUCGACAAACUAACUACAGGAAUCAAAGUUUACGUGGAACCGGUCCGCGGUAAAAACUUACCUCCUUCUUUGCGCGGCCAAAUGUAUUACAUAUUCGCGAACAUUGUUCAAAUUCGGGACUUUCAUGAACAAACAUUUUAUCCGAGCCUGCUUGCGUGUAAUGGUGAUGUUCUAGCACUGAGCGAUACGUUUUCUAAGUUUAUACAAAGUGGUUAUUUCUACAGCUACGUUUUGUAUGCAAUGAAUAAGAAGCGUUCCGAAAGGAUUCGGGAUAUACCUGGCAAUAAAAUCUUUUUUGUGGAUCGCCAGAAUGAGAUGCGGGAUAAGUUAGGCAUUAACAGUUUCCUGAUGGAACCCAUUCAGCGGCUGCCCAAGUAUCGAUUGCUUAUUGAUCAACUUGCGAAAGUGUUGAGUCCGUUUUUAGAAGUUGAGAAAUCACGAUUGGCUGCAUGUUCUCGAGCGGAAAAAAAUGUGCAGCGACUGUUGAACACAGUAAACGAAUCAAUAUCCUUGAAUGAUAUCAUUGAUUGCAAUGAGAUCAACCUAUUCCACCAAGGAAAAUUUCUGCGACAAAAUGAAUUCGAUGUGUACGAUCAAGAGACACGGCGCCGCUACCGCGGUAAAGUGUUCCUAUUCGAGAGGUCCAUUGUAUUCGCCGAAAAAUUGGACGAAAAGGUGCUACACUAUCGUGGACACUAUCCGAAGGAUGUGACCGGUAUACGUGAAUAUGACGAAGCCAAGAAAUUUGAAUUGUUCAUUGGAAAGUCGGGAAAUCGUCAAAUCGAACUGAGCUCAACUGAAUUCGGACUGAUUCAAUCUUGGGUGCAACUAGUGAAGGAUAUGCUUGUCAGAUCUAUUGAACAAGAGAAACGUAAAAUCGCUAAGAGAACGCAUGACAUUCGAAUCAGAAACAGUCUACGAGCCACCGAUGUUAUUGUACGAAAAAGUGGUGCUAACUAUGGUAGUGCAAGUGCAAGUGGAGGUUCUUGGACAGGAAGUAGUUCAAGUAGUGGUGUGUCCAGUAAAUCUGUUAGCCUGGCAUCGAGUGCUUAUGCAAGUGGUAUAAGCAACAUCAGUAAUAUUAGCGGCUAUAGCACUGCAAGUGCCGAUUCAGAUACAACCCGAACAACGUGGUAUACGAACAUGGAAGAACAGCAACGGCAAGAGGAUAGCAAUAGCAAUAAUCAAAAAACAACGGAAAAUUUAUUGACCUACGAGAAGCACUACAUCUAUUUAUUGUCCCAAUUCGUUAAAGUUGAAUUGGCCGAAUUGUCCGACGAUAUAAAAUUCCAAAUCAGAACGUACAUGCAAGUGACGAGUGAAAUUCUACGACUUCAUCGUGAACAGAUCUAUCCGGAUUUGAAUAAAUGUGAUCAAGACAUUGGACUGAUUUGUAAUGUGUUCCGAACAGCCCUCGACUACAAUUCGUUGCAGGUCUAUGAGACAUACACUGGAUUUGUACCGCGAGCGUAUCAGAUCAUCUUAAAGCUUACUGGUAACAAAAACUUCAAGCAUUUGAUGAACUUACCGGUAAAACAAAUCAAAUAUUACGGAGACAUGUUGGGAAAAAUGCUGCACGAACUGAAGGAAAGUGAUCAUAUCAGCAAUAUUCGCAACGAAUUGAAAGAAUUGGCAUUGACCGACAUGGAAUAUUCAAAGUUUCAGAAACGCUGUGUAGCGAAUUACAAUUUAAAUCAAUUGGAUCCGACCAUUGCCGAGCAGUAUGGCCUUGUACUGUUAGCAGAAAAAGUAACUGUCGGUACUGCGGAGCAUACCUUAUUGAUACUUGAACGAGGACUGGUGUGCGUCAGAUCCCGUAUAAGUUCGAAAACUCAAGAGGACAAGUACACCAGACGGUUGUUUUUGAUCGAUCGGAAAUGCAUCAGCUUUUCAACCGACAAAUAUCCAACGGCUGCUAAAUUCUACGACAUCUGUUCGAGGGACGUCAAAUACAAAGUUACGUUUAAUUCGUCGGAAAGGAAAACUAAAAUUAUCGUCGAAAUUAACAAAAUUAAAUCGAAUUAUUGAGAGAA